Molecule: messenger RNA, 2253 nt
Organism: Alternaria ventricosa
Lineage: Eukaryota; Fungi; Ascomycota; Dothideomycetes; Pleosporales; Pleosporaceae
Exons: 2
Coding region: 1-2253 (750 amino acids)
Source: RefSeq, a predicted model, not a curated record
AUGCGAAUAACUGCAAUUGUUCACCUAUCUUAUUAUUCAGCCUCUAUGGGGAAAAAGAAGCAAAACACGGAAGAAGCGGAUCUCACAAUGUUGCCAAAAGGGAAAACCAAGUUUACUCGCUCGCUACGAGAAGAGAACAGAGAACGAAGACAGAGGCAACAGAACGAUAGUAACGAGAACAACGACAACGAGGUACCCGUCGCUCCCACUGUACCCACUGCGUCAGCUGCACCGGCGAUACCAGCCACAUCUGAUGCGGAUCCUGAUACAAGGGAAGACAGUAUGAUGGUUGAUGAUGAGGCGGAUGAGGCAGUAGAAGAUGGCGUACAGAAGCCGCACCGCGAACCUGUUCCUGAAGAUGAAGAAGAGCUGCUUAACUACUUGACUGAACUAGAUGACGAAGUAGCUGGACCGGCGACUGCGAGUGAUCCUCCGCCUCCCCCUCCUGUGGGUAAUGCAGCUGCGCCGGUGAUCGCACCUGUCCCAGCCCCUGCUCUGACGGACGCUCAACGAGUAAGACAAGAGACGAAUGCCAUGGCUAGGAAUUGGGGUCCAAAGUUCCGUACCCUGAGGGGCUGCAUACCGGCAAAUACUUGGCUCAAAGGUCGAACGAAGGACUUGACUGAACACACAUGUGAACCAGACACCCUUAAACAACUGCGGAAGCUAUCCGACGCAACUCCUAAUCUCGGCAAAGAAGUCAGAAAGAAAAUUGAGUCGCGCUGGAACACGAGAAAGUCAAAGACUGGCGAUAUAGGUAGUACGCCGGCUGAGAAACAGAAGAGCCUGCGCGAUGAUUUGGAGAGGAUACUAAAGGAGUACGAGAAGCAGGCCGAAGCUCAGGGCAAAGGCAAGAAGAGAUCUGCAGGAGAUGACGGUAAAGAGAUGUCUGAGCGCAGGAAGACCUUGAGGCAUAGCGCAAAGCCGAACUACAACGACCUAGAUCCUCACCACCUACACCAAGACGAAGAAGAUGACUCUAGCUCAGGUUCCAGUAUCAUACUCCACGACGGACCAGCCCCGAAGAAUGCAGACGGUGGCGGAAAGGCAGCGGCAAGCGCAAAGCAGAACGGCAAAGCGCUGGCGGCUGGAACAGCGAGCAACGCUGGGCGACCCACAGUACUCACAGAAGCGGGCAGGCGCCAGGCACUCAGUGACAUCUAUAUCAACUGGAGCCUCUACCAGUUGCAUCUCCAAUUCCCCCGAGGCCUCUUUCCAACCAACAUAACGAGCGAUACGGACAUCGACCUCAGACUCCUCGCACGAUUGCUUGACCUGUCCAACCUUUACAACAGUCCUCGGCAGGCCUUUGCUCUCAUGGACCGGAUAAUGGCUCAAUUGAUGCAGAGUUUUAUCAUGGCGAGGAGUACGGAUGAAGCCCUUGCUUUCCUUGCGCCGUUUGAUCGGCCGACGCACGCCGCAGUACCGACACCAGGAGGACCAACGACCAGGGUAACUACAGCAAACCUAAGGGGAGGGUCAUCGAUGGGAGAACUAGAGCGAGGUGCUCCCCUCCCAACACCAGGUACCACUAGACUUAGCGCCGCUGAAAUGCUAGCAAGGCAAUCGAGGAGUGACGAUGAUCCGCCUGGAGAGCCGAUGGUACUUACCGAAGAAGAAAGAGAGCGCAGGCGUCGAAACCGCGAACGUUAUCCGACAACAGCACCCCCCUUGACAAACCAUGAAUUCCGAACUUCGCAAGCUGCGACACAGCCAGGACUGUCGCGGUUCGAAAAUGGUGUACUGACUAUAGGGACGAACUGGACGCUACGCCGUGCUCUCAACGAUAGUAGACAAGCUGAUCAACGCAUUGAGAUAGCCCGCCGUGAAUACGAGAAUGCCGUUCUCAAUGGACAGUCUGUUCAAGAUCAAGCCGCUCUGCUGUUGGGGAUAGAAGAAGCUCGAGGAGUGAGUGACGCAGCGUAUGCGAGGACGGAUGAGUUACAGCAACGCUGGGCAGGAGCACGGUCGAGAUUGAGUACGAUGGGUGAUGGUCUUGGGGGCUUUACCGGUGACGUUGGAUUGGAACGCCCGCGGAAUGAGGGUGUGGAGGAAGGUGAGAAUGGAGGACGAGAGCAGGGGGAGAACGGUGGAGGAAACGGUGAAGGGAGGAGUGGAGGGAAUGAUGGAGAAGGUAGAGUGAAACGCAAGAGUAAGAGGAACCAGAAGGAGAAGGAGAAGGAGAAGGAGAAGGAGAAGGAGAAGGAGAAGGAGAAGGAGAAGGAGAAGGAGAAGGAGAAGGAGAAGGAGUAG